This is a messenger RNA of Loxodonta africana (African savanna elephant), 7907 nucleotides long. RefSeq names its product interleukin 17 receptor E like (gene IL17REL). The record is from RefSeq and is a predicted model, not a curated record. The transcript is spliced from 17 exons. Gene Ontology annotation, molecular function: interleukin-17 receptor activity. Lineage: Eukaryota; Metazoa; Chordata; Mammalia; Proboscidea; Elephantidae. Bases 429 to 1865 code for a protein of 478 amino acids.
UGCCAGUGCCCCAAGUACCACGGACCACCCCCACCACCAGGACACACACACCAGAUGGGCCUGCACAUGGGAGCUAAGGAGUAUGUGUGCAGUGGCUCCAGGACCCCAAAGGAGCCAGCCUGCCCCCCUGGGGGUGCAGUUACCUGGAGGCCAAAUGCCUCAGAGACCUGAUUCCAGGCAAUUUCCUUGAGCAGCUAGAAACCCCAGUGUGAGUCUGGCACAAGCCCGACCCUGGCCUCGCUGGCCCAGGACCGGGCGUGGCCAAGGGGAAGUCCACAGGCCAACGUGCGGCCGCCCACGUGCGGAACCGCCCUCAGGAGCCAGUCUAUUUGUCUUUAGGCUGGGGAGUAAAGCUGCCAGGCGCCCUGCACCCUUUUCCCCCCUAAACACAGACGCACACACUCAGCAGUCACUGUCACGCUGGCCAGAUGCUAGCUGGGCGGGUGGUCGCCUUCCUCUCCCUGACCUGGAGCACUUACCAGAGCCUGGCCAUCCCCAGGAUCACAGAAUGCGGCCUCUCCUGUUCUCAGGGCUUUGCCUGCAAGAGCCGCACAAACCGGAACUUGCUCAACAGCUUCUGCCGGGCUCCCCCCACGUCCAUGCCCCAGUCCGUCCUGGAAUCCCUGGAGCUCUCUACAGGAAUGAAGUGUGCCCCCCGUGAAGGCUGCUCCCUGCACCUACGCAUGCACGCGUCCCUCAUACUGCAGGAGGGCCUGCGGGGCCUGGAGGUCUGCACCAUGAGUCUCGACACCCAGGCAGUUCAGUGUCAAGGCGUGCAGGUGCUCCGGGCCUCCCGCCGACUUCAUGUUGGUCAGCAGCUCCAGGUACUCUUCGACUGCUUGGAGGUGAGUGUGGCCCAGCACCUCUACGUCACCCUGAGGACCAUCCCCCACUUCUGUGGGCUCCAGCUGGACCAGCAGUACCACGUGGAAGACUGCAGAGACCAAGAUGUGGGGAGGAACGUACCUGACUGCUUAGCAGAGAAGCUCACCUACAAGGUGAACCGCAGCCACAAGGCCAUUCUAGUGCAGGUACCAGAUGCCGUGGGGAGCCCGGACUACUAUGUGCGGCUCUGCCUCAGGUGGCUCACCUGUGAGGACACAGGCCCCACGGUUCGGGUGACUUCGAAUGGGGUCUCCCAGACGGUCUCUUUGCCCUACAGCCAAGAGCUGCCAUGUCUGUGCCUCGAGGGUUGGCCUUCGACGCCGGACGCAGUGCGGAUUCAGACCUGCCCCUUUGAAGAUGACACUGAGGCUCUGUGGGAUGCUGUCCACUACCAUCCAGGCAGCCAGGCACUGAGCUGGGAGCCCAUCUGCCCUGUGAGUGGACGUGUGAGCCUGUGUUGGCGCGAAGGGCCCGGGGCCCCCUGCCAUGAGCUGGAGCGCUCUAGCCAGCCGGCACAUGGCAAGGUGCGGUACCCACUGGUGGACACGCAGCCCCAGCUGUGCCUGAAGUUCUCCACCCACAGGGGCUUCUGGGUACGGUGUCCCUUUGCACAGCGACGCUUCCCAGCCUGGAGGAUGGCAGUCCAGCCGCUACCUUCGCAGGGCCUCCUCCGGGCCUCGUUCUUCUCCCCCAGCCCCGCCCGCUUCCAGGUGCGCCUGUGUCACCAGUGGGAGCCCCAGCUCCCCACCUGCCACCGGGUGCUGGAGACUACGCCCCUCCCUGCAGCCCUAGUGAGCCAGGGUGAUCCAUUGGUGGGGCCUGUGGCUGCCUUCGUGGACAUUCCCCAGGAGGAGGCCUGUGCCCCUGGCAUCUGCAUCCAGGGCUGGAGGACCGACGUGAAUUUCUCUGUCCCCCAGCAGCUGUGUAAUGUCCAGUGUGCCGUCACCCACGAGACUGUCACACGUGACACCACAGCCUGAGUCCCUGUCUCAUCAGGAACAAGCUCCCCACGCCUCCACGGCCUCUUGGACAACUCGUGGAUAGAGCCACCAUCACCAGCCCUGAGGACUGGGGCCUGACCUCCUGCCCAACAACUGCCGAGAGAACUCCUAGGGCCCUGGGGUGUCGGGUGACUUUCCUUUCUACAGCUGAAGGGCCAGACUCAUAGGGGGUGGCCAAGGACCACCUCUAGCUUCUGCCCCAAGCACCCUACACCAGGGUCCACACCAAGUGGCCCUGCAGACUCAGGGCCCUCAGCCCCCUCUGGCCCUGUCUACCCAUCAAGGACUGGCCACUUCCCAUGCCUCGGGGUCACACACCCAGGGGCCACCUGCAGAAUGUGACAUGCUCAUACAUUUCACACACUCACAGAGGGCCACCAUGUGCUGCUCAAGCUCCAGGACCAUAGUGGACCCUCGUCUCUGCAGUGUCACAUGGUGUCCCUGGCCAGAGGUCACCAGCUGAGCCCUGCUGACUCACAGGACCCAAAGAGCUGCUCCCUGCAUGCUCUUUGGAGUCUAAGUGUUGUCUCCACCUGACCACUGGGCAGCCAGAGACACACCUCCAGGGACAUGCACCCAGGGACACUCACCCAAGAUCACUCAUCCAGGGACACACAUCCAGGGACACACAUCCAGGGACACUCACACAGGGACAAUCACCCAGGGACACUCACCCAGGGAUACUCACCCAGAGACACUCACCCAGGGACACUCACCCAGGGACACUCACCCAGGGAUACUCACCCAGGGACACUCACCCAGGGACACUCAUCCAGGGACACUCACCCAGGGACACUCGCCCAGGGACACGCAUCCAGAUAUACUCACCCAGGGACACACACCCAGGGACGCUCACCCAGGGACACACACCCAGGGACACUCACCCAGGGACACACACCCAGGGACGCUCACCCGGGGAACACACCCAGGGACGCUCACCCAGGGACAUGAAUCCAGAUAUACUCACCCAGGGACACUCACCCAGGGACACUCACCCAAGGAUACUCACACAGGGACACUCACUCAGGGACAUGCAUCCAGAUAUACUCACCCAGGGACACACACCCAGGGACACUCACACAGGGACACUCGCCCAGGGACACGCAUCCAGAUAUACUCACCCAGGGACACACACCCAGGGACACUCACACAGGGACACACACCCAGGGAUACUCACCCAGGGACACUCACCCAGGGACACACACCCAGGGACACUCACCCAGGGACACACACCCAGGGACACACACCCAGGACCCUCACCCAGGGACCCUCACCCAGGGAUACUCAUCCAGGGACACAUCCCCAAGGACAUGUACCCCUGGCACCCCCAGCCCUUUCUGGUUUCCCCUGGACCUCAGAUGAAGUGAGCUGCACUGUCAUCCGCUCCUGCACUCCUGCUUUCAGUCCCUCGCCCUCGCUGUCCCCUCUUCAGCUGGCCAUGGUCUCCUGGGGCCUUCCUGCCCCCUCUGCAGGCAGCAAUGGGGACUGUUGCCCAUGGUGAGCCUGCACACCGGGGACUUUCCUGGGGUGGGGGGGGAGCUGUCCUGUGCGACUGGCUCAGUAAAGACCUUGCACCCCUGCUCAGUAAAUACCUGUGCACCACCUGUGCACCCAGCUUGCCUCUUCCCUUGAGGACAGAGAUGGGUAAGCUGGAAAGGUGGUCCCUGGGGGUGAAGCAAGGGGGAGAGACACAGGGCCCAGUGUGUCUGGUAAAUUGGGGAAGAGACCUCCAGGACCCAUGAAGUGCCCUGAGGGCCCCUCCCAAAUGGGGGUUGGGGAGGGCGAGGCUGGGCAGCGGUGCCCUCCACCCAAACGUAGCCACUAUUGGAGGGGGCGAUGAGGUGGAGUUCACCCUCCCUGGGCCCCACCCAGCUGGACCCCAAACGUUACAAAGGCUCAGGACACCAGCACCCCUGAUUGCACCUUGAGUGUGUUGGGAGUUCGACCCCCCCACCCAGCGAACCCUGGUCUGGAGAUUCCUUAGAAGCCUCGACCCUCACAUGGAGCAGGGGACCCCCGGGGCUCCUGGGGUGUGGGGAUAGAAUGUCCUCCUAGGUGAGGUCCCUGUGGUGGCUGGGCCCCAGGUGGUCCCCAUGCCUCCAAGCCCAAGCACCAGUCACCCCUGCCUAGUAGUAAACCUCAAGGCCUGCCGAGGUGGGCAGGGUCCGGGGUAACCCCAGUGCGCACAGCGAAGUCUCCCGGGCAGACUCAGGGACUGGAUAUCCUGUUCAAGCAUUCCCAUAAAGAGGUGGUGAAGGGAGGGCAUGCCGGGGCGCUGAGCCCAGCCAAACCAGGCUGGGGCAUUGAAGGGCCAGUUUGAGGCCCCUGGGCCACACGCGGAGGUGGCACCCCGGGCUCCAGGCGCCCCACCACCACCCCGGGCAGGGUCAUGGGACGGGCGGCUGCGUUCUGCCCUCACCACCUUCAUUCCAGAAGAUGGGGGUGGGGGUCCUCUGGAAACCCUUGCCUGCUCCAGGUGCCUCCUCCCUGUUGAGGCCCCAGGGGUUCGGGGACUAGAGUCCAGGCUCAGGCUGGGCCACCCCGGCCCCAAGUCUCACAUCCAGGGGCCAGGGAAGCCCCCUGGCAAUGUGCAGAGCCACCCGCCCCCGGCCGUGACCUGGCCCAGUUUGAUCAGGUGGGGGCAGGAAGGGACGUCACAGGGCUGAGCUCCCAGCCGACCAGGUACGGCCUCCCCUGACUGGCCCACAGAUGGGGGAAACUGAGGCCUACACCAAGACAGUGACUGUGCCCUUCUCCAGGACUAAGGACAAGGACUUCAGGUUUAGGGGUAGGGAAUGCUCGGGUCCCGCGGAGACCUGGAAGCCGACGGCUAGAGGACAGGCCUGUGUUGCCACCAGGUGGCAGUCUUGCUCAGUGCCCGGUCCUGAGCUGGCCCUGCAGUCCCUGCAUCCAUGUCAGGGUCCUGGAGGAACAGUGUACCCAUUGCCUCAGUUGGUGAUAGACUGACUCCCCUCCACUCCCCCCGCAAAAACCGUUCCUACCCCAGGCCAUGCCUGCCCAGGAGCAAAGUGCUGAUGAACUCUGUCAGGUCCUGGUAUGGGUGUGUGGGAGGCAGGUCACAGACAGCUGGGUUCAUAAUCGAACAGGGGCGAGCCUUUGGUGGUCUGUGUGACUCACUCACUCACUCACUCACUCACUCACUCACUCACUCACUCACUCACUCACUCAUUCAUUCAUCAAUCACACGCUGAGCUCCUCUUGGGUGCCGUGCACUGCCAGCAUGGGAACAGACCACGCUCACAUAUACCCCAUCCCUGCAGCUAGGGGGACCCAUGGUCUGGGUGUGCCUGGGACUGAGGGGUUUCUCGGGAUGUAAAUUCUCAGUGCUAACACCAGGACCUUCCCGGGGCUACCAUGCCUGAAGCUGACCUUCACGUAGGAGAGACAGAUGGUCAGCAUUACAUGGACUGUUGGGUGCCAAUGCAGGGGUGUGAAGAAUUAAGAGAGCAAAUAGUGGGUGUGGGGGGGGGUCCAGGAAGGCCUCAGACAAAGUGUCCUGAGAGUGAGAUGGGCACAGGCGAGGGCCUCAAGCUGCCUGCUGUUACAGGGUCCCUCAAUGCCCUGUCCAGAGCUGACUGUCACAGGAGGCAAGAGGAGGCAGGUGAGAGAUGGAGGUGUGGGCAGAUGGGUGGAAGUGCAGAAGGUGGGUGGAAAUGUGGAUGGUAGGCCCUCAGUGUAAGGUGCACAGGUGGUGUGGGGUGUACAGGUGGUGUAGGGUGCACAGGUGGUGUAGGGUGCACAGGUGGUGUAGGGUGUACAGGUGGUGUAGGGUAUACAGGUGGUGUGGGAUGUAUAGGUGGUGCAGGGGGUAUAGGUGGUGUAGGGUGUAGGGGUGGUAUAGGGUGUACAGGCGGUGUUGGGGUGCAUAGGUGGUGUUGGGGUGUACAAGUGGUGUAGGGUGUAUAGGUGUGUAAGGUGUACCAGUGGUGUGGGGUGUACAGGUGGUUUGGGGCACACAGGUGGUGUGGGAUGUACAGGUGGUUUGGGGCACACAGGUGGUAUGGGAUGUACAGGUGGUUUGGGGCACACAGGUGGUGUGGGAUGUACAGGUGGUUUGGGGCACACAGGUGGUGUGGGGCGCACAGGUGGUGUAGGGCACACAGGUGGUGUGGAGCGCACAGGUGGUGUAGGGCACACAAGUGGUGUGGAGUGUACAGGUGCUUUGGGGCACACAGGUGGUGUGCGGUGUACAGGUGGUUUGGGGCACACAGGUGGUGUAGGGUGCACAGGUGGUGUAGGGCACACAGGUGGUGUGGGGUGUACAGGUGGUUUGGGGUGCACAGGUGGUGUGGGGUAUACAGGGGGUUUGGGGCACACAGGUGGUGUGGGGCGUACAGGUGGUUUGGGGCACACAGGUGGUGUAGGGCACACAGGUGGUGUGGGGCGCACAGGUGGUGUAGGACGCACAGGUGGUGUAGGACGCACAGGUGGUGUAGGGUGUACAGGUGGUAUAUGGUACACAGGUGGUGCAGGGUGUAGAGGUGGUAUAUGGUACACAGGUGGUGCAGGGUGUAGAGGUGGUAUAUGGUACACAGGUGGUGUUGGGGUGCACAGGUGGUGUGGGGUGUACAGGUGGUGUAGGGUGUACAGGUGGUGUGGGGUGUACAGGUGGUGUGGGGUGUACAGGUGGUAUAUGGUACACAGGUGGUUUGGGGUGCACAGGUGGUUUGGGGUGCACAGGUGGUGUAGGGCACACAGGUGGUGUAGGGUGUACAGGUGGUAUAUGGUACACAGGUAGUGUGGGGCGCACAGGUAGUGUGGGGCGCACAGGUGGUGUGGGGCAUACAGGUGGUCUGGGGUAUAGAGGUGGUGUGGGGUGCACAGGUGGUGUGGGGUACACAGGUAGUGUAGGCACGUGUGGCUAACUUACUGGAGUAAGUUAGCGAGAAUGUUAGAAGGGCUAUCCGGGCAGGAAAACCAGAUGAGAAAAAAGGGAACAGAGGAGGUCAGGUGGGCUGAGUGGCCAGGAUUGGCCUCAAGGAGCAGCCAGCAAUUGAACAAAGACGUGGACACGGUUGGUGAAAAUAUUUAAUGACAAAUUCCUGCCCACCCAACAAAUGCUCUCCACAAAGGUAGAAAAGAACUAAACGUCUCAUUAGCGUAAGCAUUAAACCAGACUACGGUGGGCAGAGCUGCGGACAGACAGAACCUCACCACUUCCCCAGCCAGGCAGACACAACCAAUCACACACGUUCUCAGAGAAACAGCGACCUGUCCUCAAGAGGCCACAGCACCAGGUCACUCACAGGUCAUCCUGAACUCACCUGUUGGGGGAUGGCCCUCUGCAUUAGCCUUAAUCCUGGGAAAAAAAAAAAAAUGGAAAGACCCUGUGCAAAAGCCCUGGGAUGGGAACCUGCUGAGGGGUGGGGAGGGAUUGGGGGAGGUGGCUUCUCCCCUCAGUAAGGCGGGGCUGCAGGAAGAGUCUGCGACUGCUCCCUUGAGAAGGGGGGCGGGGCAGGGAGAGCAGGCAGGACGGUAGCCCCAGCGGUGAGAAGUUAGAGGCAGCAGGAUUUCCUGCUGGGGUGAAUGAGGGGUGUGAGAGAGGGGGAGAGCCCCGUUAUUGCUUUGUGGGAGGUGGGGUCCGAGUGGGGGGGGUGCAAGGACGUGGGGAGAAAGGAGCAGGAUGGGGGCAUGGGUGUGGGUGCAUCACAUGAGAUGGAGAAGGUGGAAAGCUGAAGUGUGGGGUGAGGAGAGGUAGGCUUGGAGAGGUGGGAGGGACGGAAGGGUGGUGGGGCGAUGUGCCCCAGCCGGCGGUUGAGUGCACGAGAUGGACUGCUGAAGAGUAUUUGGGGGCAUACUGCAGGUGGGGGGCGUGGACACAGCAGCGACCACUAUGUGGGUGGCCACAGCCUACAGGCGUGCUGCCUGGGACUUCGGGGAGGGCGAGCCCCACCCCAUCUCAAGCCGUUUGGGGACAGGUGCUGGAGCAAUCCAACCGAGAACCCUUUGCCCACCUGUCCCUCCAGCGAACAACAGCUCGGCGCCUUUGGCCAGCUCCCU